AUGGCACGUCUAAAGCAGCCGCCAAGGGUAAGCGCAGCGGCUGAAUCAUCUCCACAGCCCAGCUCUUCCCAUGCUUCCGACUUCUUUCAUCCUGCGGCAGAUGAUCAAGCAGCCAUCGAACAGCUCCACACAGAAUCUCUCGCGACAGACGCACCUCCACUACCUCCUCCACCCGCCGUAUUCAUUGGCGUAGAGCUCCUCAAUGCUGCACGAAUAGAUCACCGACGUAAUAGCCCUGUGAUUGGCAUAGCGCGUAAGAAUCGCGCCGGUAAGCUCAAGCGGGCGAGCUUGAUCCCCGAGAGCGCUAGGACGAACCUCGCUGUACGAGGUGAUGUAUAUGAGAUAGAGCUUAGCCCGGAAAAGGGGAACUACGCGCUGCCUGAGAGGGUGAACAAAAAGCCGCUCAAGAUUGUAAAGAAGAAGCCACACGUACUCGCGAAGCUUAGUGUUGCACCAGAUGUUCCGUCUAAGCUGCCAGUGCGCGAUCAGGACAGGCCGCAAGUUGACCCAGAAGGGCCGGCAGAGGAUCUGGCUUCUACCCAUCCAGACAUGCGCUCUUCUCCACCCCAAGUUGCCCCCGUUGGAAGCGACAGCAUUGCCAUUGAUACCGUAACAGAGGAGAUCCUUUCGAGUAAAGCAAAUUCCCAUGCUAAUGCACCUGGGGAUGUAAGAAUCGAGGAGAGCCUUGACAGUGGGAAACCCAGAUGCACAGCAGUCUUCUACAAGUACGAUAAAAUUACUGGACCAGCUUAUAGGCAAUGCUUACGUCCGGGCACCGGACAGACCGACGAUGGUUUCAGAUGCGGAAUUCACCUUGGUAAACCCCCUGUUGUUCGUUGUGGAGAGAUGGCCAUUUCCGACAACGUUACCACGCAGUGCUACAGGGCUGCUGCCAAGGUAACCGCCAACGGCCCACGAUGCCCGACUUGUAUCGAACAACAAGGUUAUGAAACAACGCCACGUGAUAAGCGAAAGUCAGCACCGAUUCAUCAAGAGGACCAACCUAUGAAGAUUCAGAGGAGAAAAAGUGAACCUGCGGGUAAGCCUACAUCCUCAGAAAAGACCAAGAACCAAGUGCGGGAUUUGCAAGAAGAGAGCUCAAAUCCAGCACCAGCUAGGAAACGGGGGAGACCGCAAAAAGACGGUAGCAUUGCCUCUACCGAACUAAACCACCAGCUCCCGACAAGAACACGCAAGAGCGGAUCCCGACCAACGAUAUCGCAGGAAGUUUCAGUAGUGCCUGGAGACCUGCCUAGUGAUGGAGACCCAGAGUAUGCUCCAGACGACGAGGAGAGUGAGCAUAACGUUGAGCAGGAUGAGGAAACUGGACGCGUGGGCCAACUACCUGAGAGCAUUGAUACAGUGUUUAGUUUCCUCGACCUUGAAGAGCGUGAAGGGACAUGCCAGACUAAGCGCGCCAGAAAGAUCUUACACGUGUGUGAAAGGUAUUGUGCAAAUUUCCAGGAUGACACUCACUCAAUCGACGCUGUUACGCAAAAUGCCAUGAAGAUACAAGAGGCACUACAACAGACGCCUAAAGAUUACAGUACUGAAAUCGGAAAAAAACAUCAACUUGUAUUCAAGAGUGAUGCAUACAGCUUCAUCUUUCGCGCUCUUACGCUAUAUCUUCGAGAUUUGCACGAUUGGCUAGUCAAAACAUAUGAGUCUGCAACAGAGUCUUUGGAAAGCUUGCGUGUAAUAGCCCCAUUGAUGCAGGAGAUUUUAGCAUUCAAUGAUGCAAUCAGGCAAUGGCACGUCACUGUACCUCAGCGUCAAAAGGGUGAUAGAGUAGUCAAGGAUGUCCAAAGCCGACUUAUUACGCCUCUGCGGCGGGUCAGUCAAUCACUCAGUGUUCGUCUAAGCCAACUACAGGAGGGAGAGGAACGUUGUAAGCAAUAUGAGAAAAUGGAAAGAAGGAUGAAAGAACGCCGCGAUGCACAGAGUGAACAAAUUCGAGCUAUCGAGGCAAUGGAGGAACGGAAGAAGCGCUGGCAAGACCUUCAUAUCGUGCGAAUGCAAUGCGAACCCGAUGUAUACAGGCGGCGGAAGCUGUUCCACACCAGAUUUGAAGAUCUGGUGGAGAGAGAUGCGAACGGUGUCAUUUUCGAACGAUUGCCGAUUUUCAAACCCCGUUCUACUCCACCGCAUAGCCAGGUUUCGGAGCUUGCGGAUGAAGUGGAGUGGACCGAAGACGAAGAGACUGCUGUGCUCGAGGGCUUGCAGUAUUGUGCGGGCCCGCGCGUCUUUGAGAAGAUAUUCAAGACGUAUUGUGACCCCAGGUCUUCGCAUCCGCGCGGGGGCGACCUGCGUAACCGCAGUGUUGCAGAGAUUAUCUCAAAGGCCAGAUGGAUUCGGUCGACGAUGUUGACCUUGCGUCAAGAAAGUGGCGAGCCGGUGGAGGAAUGGGUAACUGGGAUUCCGGUUUUACCGUAG
Molecule: messenger RNA, 2433 nt
Organism: Bipolaris zeicola 26-R-13
Lineage: Eukaryota; Fungi; Ascomycota; Dothideomycetes; Pleosporales; Pleosporaceae
Exons: 3
Coding region: 1-2433 (810 amino acids)
Source: RefSeq, a predicted model, not a curated record